CGAAGGACGUUCGUUGGUCUAAAUCACUCAAAUUGGGCGUGACUGUAUUUGUUGUUGUUUCUGGGGCAAGAAGUAGCUAGCUAGUUAGAACAGUCCGCUAUUUAAGAAUAUAUUUCGUUUAAAUAAUUUAAUACAAAAUUACUGUUCGUCUUACUCAUUAUAUGAUAGCGUUGGUUACGUGAAGAGUCGGUGGGAAAGAUCGGUGUGGAAUUUUCACUUGUAUUUGUUUUUAUUACGUGUUUCCAAAGAAGAUGGACAGUCAGUACCAGCGCUCUGUACCACUGGAGGUGAGGAGGGCAGAGGGUGAGAGGGUGCGAGCCAAGCAUCCCGACAAGAUACCGAUCAUUGUGGAGAGGGCUGCCAGGUCAAGAGCUCCUGACCUGGACAAGAAGAAGUACCUCGUGCCCUCUGACCUCACAGUGGGUCAACUGUGCUUCCUGAUCCGACAGCGUGUGUCUAUGAGGCCUGAGGAGGCUCUCUUCUUUUUCGUCAACAACUCCCUUCCCCCAUCCAGUUCUCCUCUCUCUGCUGUCUAUGAGGAGCACCAUGAAGAGGACCUGUUCCUAUACAUGACCUAUAGUAACGAGAGUGUCUACGGUGCCUGAGACGGGACAAAAAGGAGGAAAGAGAGAGAAAGACAGGAGAUGAAGAGAGGAGAUGGGAGAGAGCUCUUUGUAAUAUUUCACCACUAUUAUUCUUAAGUAUUUAGGAGAUGGCUGUGGGGAGGAGAGAGGGUGGGGAGGAGAGUUAGUGGGUAAGGUUUGUAUACAUUUUGUCAGUAUUUUUGGGGUGAUCAUAUUCUGUGUCAGUAUACUCUCAACCAUGGUAAGGCAUUCUGAAUUUGAAAAGUAACGGGGUAGUUGGAAAUGGGGGGAGUGAAAAAGAGAUUUCAGUAAAAGAAGAGUGUUAAGGGGAAAGCUCUUUUAUUUCUAUCUUUCUUUCUCAGCCAGCCAUCUGUAUUUAAUGCAAAUUGUAUUUUUUUUGUAAAUUAAUAUCAUGAAUUUUUGUGGAAAAUAAAAUUCAAAAUGCAUGGUUUG
Messenger RNA from Salvelinus namaycush (lake trout), 1037 nucleotides. RefSeq names its product gamma-aminobutyric acid receptor-associated protein-like 1. Gene Ontology annotation, molecular function: GABA receptor binding; ubiquitin protein ligase binding. Lineage: Eukaryota; Metazoa; Chordata; Actinopteri; Salmoniformes; Salmonidae. Gene Ontology annotation, cellular component: autophagosome membrane; cytosol; autophagosome. The transcript is spliced from 5 exons. The coding region runs from base 252 to 605 and encodes 117 amino acids. The record is from RefSeq and is a predicted model, not a curated record. Gene Ontology annotation, biological process: cellular response to nitrogen starvation; autophagy of mitochondrion; macroautophagy.